GGAGGACGCGGCCACCUCGCCACAGUCGCUGCCGUGCUGCCGCUGCCGCUCUACUGCUCUUGCAGGUUCUGGCGUUCUGGGAUUGCCGAAGCUGCUGUCUGGGUAUCCUCCUGAAGCUUUCUGACUUCACAUACAGCUGCCGGUCGCGAUGAGGACUGGGAUCCUGUGCCUGGUGCUGUGGCUGGUGCUGGCGGCGGCGCGAUCUGCCCCCGGGGGCGAGAAGGAGGCGGCGCGGCUCAUGUUCGGCGGCUCCUCCAGCCAGGAGGCGGCGCCGCCCCCGCGCACCGUGACGCAGCUGGUGCUGCGCCGCGAGUGGGUCACCAGCACCACGCCCUCCUCCUGCGUCGUCGUCCAGACGUCGCUGCCCGCCUGCCGCAACCUGCGCCAGCUGGGAGCCGCCCUCAGGCCCUCCGUCACCGUCAGUAGAAUCGAGCCGACAAGAGCGGCGACGCUGCACGAGGCUGAAGGGGCAGCGGAGGGCCGCACGUUCGGCUGGUUCCGCGGCGGGUCGACGACGGAGGCGGCCCCGGCGCCGCAGGUGGUGCCCGGGCCGACGCCGGCGCUGGUGCUGCACGAGGAGGUGGUGGGCGGCGCCGGCGAGGCGGUGCUGCUGCAGGAGCAGCGGCCCCCGCUGCGCACCCUGGUAGUGGCGGCGCCCACCCACCAGGUCUCGCCAGUCACGCACACGCUGGUGCUCGAGGGGGCGGCCCAACCCGCCGGCGCGUCUAAGCACCACAUCGUGGUCAGCGGCGCCGAGGACGCCGGCGGCGUCUUCCUGGUCGAGCAGCCGCAGAGGCCCCUGCAGAAAGUCGUCAUCGCCGGCGCCGAGGACCAAUCCGCCAUCCACGGCACCACCAUCUUGCUACAGGGCGCCGAACCCCAGCAGCAAGUGGUGGCGGUGAAGAAGGGCGAGCAGCCGCACCGCUACUCGUGGAGCGAGUGGCUGGGCCUGGCGGCGCCAGCGCCGCGGGUGCCAGCCGCGGGGGCGGCGGCCGUGCAGGGGGCGGCCGCGGGGGCGGACGGCGUGGUGACGCUGCGCGGCACGCUGCUGCACACGGCGACGCGCGCCCACGUCGACCCCUCGCACGUCGUCACCUUCUCCGUCACCGGCUGCGAGCCCACGCGCCUGCCCUUCGACCUCGACUACUGCGAGGGUCACCGGCCCACCAAGGCCGCCGCCACCAAGGCCACGCCCACGAAGAACGUCAUCAUCAUCAAGGAGAUGGACGGCGAGAAGUAGGCGCCCCGUGCAACAGCCGCCCAGCACCGAGAAUCUCACCGCGAUUGCCCUCCUCGAUAUCCAUUAGUAUAGCGUGAAUUACUGUAUUUAAUGAUAUAACGUGACAUAAAUUAAUUCUCAGACUGAUAAUGUUAAUUCCUAUAAUAAAUGAGUACCUAAAGAAA
Schistocerca gregaria is the source of this 1404-nucleotide messenger RNA. RefSeq lists its product as uncharacterized. NCBI's taxonomy places the organism in Eukaryota, Metazoa, Arthropoda, Insecta, Orthoptera, Acrididae. The transcript has 4 exons. The record is from RefSeq and is a predicted model, not a curated record. Bases 149 to 1240 code for a protein of 363 amino acids.